AUGCGCGCGACAGCUUCUCUUCCCAGUCUCUUGACGACGGCCCUUUUGGCUAGCCGCGCCGUUGGCUGGCAGAUUCCCAUCCCCCAAUUUGCUGUAGACGACGAAGAUGACGACACGCCUCUCCCCGUCGUCAUCUGGCACGGCCUCGGCGACACAUCCAAGUCUGAUGGAAUCCAAGCAGUGGGCGCGCUAGCAGACGAGAUUCACCCAGGCACCUUUGUCCACGCCAUCAGUCUCAGCGAGGAUCCUAACUCGGAUCGUUCUGCCACCUUCUUUGGCAACGUCACCGAACAAAUAGAGGCCGUGUGUGCUGAGCUCGCCGCACAUCCGAUUCUGUCCACGGCCCCCGCCAUCGAUGCCAUUGGAUUCUCGCAAGGCGGCCAAUUCCUGCGCGGCUACGUCGAGCGAUGCAACAACCCUCCCAUCCGAAGCUUGAUCACCUUUGGCAGCCAACACGCCGGCAUCAACGAGUUCCGCACCUGCGGCAACGCCGACCUGCUCUGCAAGGGCGCCAUGGCCCUGCUAAGGUUCAACACCUGGAGCAAGUUUGUCCAGAGCCGCCUGGUCCCCGCGCAAUACUACCGCGAUUUGACAGACUACGACUCGUAUCUCGAAAACUCAAACUUCCUGGCCGACAUCAACAACGAGCGGGAGCUGAAGAACGAGCAGUACAAGAAGAAUAUCGCCAGCCUGACAAACUUUGUCAUGUACAUGUUUGAGGACGACGCAACCGCCAUUCCCAAGCAGACUGCCUGGUUCGCCGAAGUCAACGGCACCGAGCUUACGCCCCUGCGAAAGCAGACCCAGUACAAGGAGGAUUGGAUUGGCCUGCGCCAGCUGGACGAGAAGGGCGGCCUCCGAUUCCGAUCCAUUACGGGCGAGCACAUGCAAAUCACUGAAGAGGUCUUGAAGGAGGUUAUGACUGAAUUCUUUGGUCCCAUGGACAGAACAUUCCCCCCCGAGAAGGAUGCCGAACAGGACUUGAGCCAGGGGGAGCUGUGA
Molecule: messenger RNA, 1002 nt
Organism: Trichoderma asperellum CBS 433.97
Lineage: Eukaryota; Fungi; Ascomycota; Sordariomycetes; Hypocreales; Hypocreaceae
Cellular component (GO): lysosome
Molecular function (GO): palmitoyl hydrolase activity; thiolester hydrolase activity
Source: RefSeq, a predicted model, not a curated record